AUGCGGAAAUACUCUUGGCAAACGUCAUCAACACUACUGAUGAUCACGACAUUACUAUUACUAUACUCCACGCACCUGCUAUCUACAGCCGCAGCAACCAAAUUUUUUGACGGUGUGUCGAUCACUGUUAAUAGUCAAGACGAUUUGGGCAAGUUGAACGGUUUGAAAUAUAUAAAGAAUAUUUGGCCUGUGACGAUUGUUGGACGACCAAAAGUAAUAGUGAGUAAUGAUGAUAAUCAAGUUUCUCCAUCAGUUCUCUUUGCUGAUGGAUUGACCGGAGUUGCUGAAGUUCGAGCACAAACGAAUUACACUGGAAAAAAUGUCAAGGUGGGAAUAGUUGAUACUGGAAUUGAUUAUACACACCCAGCAUUUGGUAAUUGUUUCAAGACGGAAGGAUGUAAAAUUCAAUUUGGAUAUGAUUUUGUUGGUGACACGUUCAAUGGUACUAAUACACCACAUAGUGACGAUGACCCAUUGGAUCAAUGUUCCGGACACGGAACGCAUGUUGCUGGAAUUCUCGCUGCCGAUGAUAAGGUCAAAAAUUUUACUGGUGUCGCGCCCGGUGCGACGUUGGGUAUAUACAGAAUUUUUGGAUGCAAUGGCACAUCGACUAAUGAUUUAGUGAUUAAAGCAAUGGAACGAGCAGCCGACGAUGGAAUGGAUAUCAUUAACCUUUCACUUGGAGCUUUUGGUGGUGGCUGGGCAGAAUUGCCUACAGCUGCGGUCGCUGAAAAACUUGCAGCUCAAGGGAUAAUUAUAGUAGCUGCAGUUGGUAACGAUGGUGAUCAAGGAAUCUUCCAGGUUCAAUCUCCUGGCGUAGCACUAAGCGCGAUUUCAGUCGCUUCAGUUGAUAACACGAAAUUCCUAUCAUAUUAUCUAACAAUCAGUUCCGCACCUGAUCAAAAGAUUGAAUACUUCACUCAGAAUUUGACACGAUUUAAUAUUAGUGGAAAUCCCGAAAUCGUGCCUACAAGUAAUAACACCCAAGUGACCAAUGACGCGUGUAAUACUCUACCAGCAAACUCUCUAACCGGAAAAAUCGCAUUGAUUCGACGUGGAGCCUGUGUGUUCACAAAAAAAUUGGCGAAUGCUCAAGCAGCCGGUGCGGUCGGGGUUCUAUUCUACGAUAACGUUGAUUCCGUGCUUUUCACGCCAAUUACAGAUUCUCCAACCAUAAAAAUUCCAUCCGCGUUAGUUCGUGCAGUGCAUGGUAAACUCAUAUUCGACCAAAUACAAAAGAACAAGAAUGUCACAGUGACUUUUUACAAUGAUACUUUGCCGUUCUCGAAUCCGACAGCUGGAAAAUUAUCAGACUUCAGUUCGUUGGGACCCUCGAAUGAGUUGGACAUUAAGCCUGAAAUAGCUGCGCCGGGUGGUGAAAUCUUUAGCACGUAUCCCGUUAAACUUGGUUCUUAUAAAACACUGUCGGGAACGAGUAUGGCAUCACCGUAUUUGGCAGGUUGUGUGGCGGUUAUUUUCGAGGCAAAGGGUAAAUUAAGUGCAGAUGAAACGAAAAGAUUGUUAAUGAAUACCGCACAUCCAGUUACUGCAUCAAAUCAUACAUUAAAUCAGACAUCACCGCAAGCAUCGAUUAAUAAACAAGGUGCAGGACUUGUUAAUUUAUUGGAUGCAUUAUCUUCAAAGAUUAGUAUCACGCCUUCUAAGCUCGCCUUAAAUGACACCGGGAAUUACAAAGCUCUGAACACAUUAACGAUCAAAAAUUCUGGAAACGACACCGUGACAUUUAAAGUUACACAUGUUGGAGCACAAGCAAUAAAUGGAUACAAUUUCUCGGAUACAUUCGUGCCAGAACCACAACCAAUAUUCCUAAACUCAUUUGCCGAGGUAAACUUUUCAGAAUCUUCAUUUACGCUUGGACCAGGACAAUCAAAGAGUAUUAGAGCUGUAAUCAUGCCUCCACCUGAUUUAGAUGAGAAUUCAUAUUCCUUGUUCUCUGGGUUUGUUCUCUUUUCGGACGAAGCCAAUAACAAAUCGUACAGUGUACCGUAUAUGGGAAUGAAAGGGCUCUAUAAAACACUUCCAAUUCUCGAUACUGCUGUUGGUACACCAUUCAUUCAAAACAAGAACUUUGACAUUUUUACAGAUCGCAAUCAAAGUGCGACUUUUACCAUGCAAGCCGAUGAUAUUCCAACAUUAAUUGUACGCCUUGGACAAGGAACUCGUAUUAUGACCGUGGAUGUAGUCCCAGCGGACUCCAAAGAUCAAUCGAAUGUUGGAAGUCAAAAUGACGAUGAUUCGCCACCAAGUGCUCCUUCAAAACCAGAUUCGGCUCCAGUCGAAACUUCAAGUGACAAGAAUACAAAAAAAAGCAUUGAGCAAACCCCCGGUAUUUCAUCUGGUGCACCAACGACAACGCCCGAUAUUCAAGUCAAUAUAGUUCCAGACUCGUUGGGUAAAAUUGCAAUGGGCGGUGUAAAUUUUUACGUUUCACGAAAUCAAGAUACCGGCCCUAUUCUUGCUACUCCUAUUCCCUGGAAUGGAAGAGUGAAUACCGUUGAUGGUAUACGUAAUGUUGAAGUUCCAAACGGAUCAUAUCGACUAGUAGUGUCAGUCUUGAAAUUGUACGGCAAUGAAAAGAAUAAAGGAGAUUGGGAAAUAUGGGUUAGUCCCCAAUUGAAUAUCCAACGUCCAGGAUUAAGUAAUAGCACUAUUACUAACGCUAAUUGA
Molecule: messenger RNA, 2688 nt
Organism: Ambispora leptoticha
Lineage: Eukaryota; Fungi; Glomeromycota; Glomeromycetes; Archaeosporales; Ambisporaceae
Source: the annotation of a GenBank genome assembly